GUGAUCUGAUAGACUGAGACUAACAUACGCUGCAUAAUUGAUCAAAUUUGAAAUGCCACAAUUAGACAAUUUGGGUUAUUCAGGAACGAUAUCUGCAGCUAGCAGCGCAUACCAACGGCGGUCAAAUGCCGGAAAUCUGCGGAAAAGUAUUGUUCUUCGUCGUCCCAUCUUCAGUCAAGACAAAUUUGACAGCAGUCAGGAAUUUGGCGAACACGGCACUCCGACCAGUCCCUGGGAUAAACUGAAGCGCUACAUCAGCCAUCAAGCGUACAAAGUCCAACACUGGCAACCCAACGUUUUCCGACUGCUGGUGCGAUUCUUCGUCAACACGUUCCCGAUCUUGAAGUGGCUACCAAAAUACAAUGUCCGACAAGAUCUACUGCAGGACAGUAUUGCUGGUUUCACCGUCGGAGUUAUGAAUAUUCCACAAGGCAUGGCGUAUGGAUUGCUGGCGGCAUUACCGGCAGUUUAUGGUCUCUACACCAGUUUUUUUCCAGCUUUGUUAUACACCGUUAUGUGCACUUCCAGGCAUGUUUCCUUCGGAACAUUCGCCAUUGCAUCGAUAAUGACAAGCAAGGUUGUCCAACGCUAUGCACUGGCCGGAAGUAAUUCUGAGCUGCUUCACUCAAUCACCUCCAACAUGACACAGCUCCAAACGGUGGAGGUCACAAAUCCAGGCGAUUUGGAUGCCAACCUGGAAUUGCGAAUAACCGUGCUGGUGGCUCUCACAGUAACUGUUGGAAUUUGGCAGCUGAUCAUGGGGAUACUUGGAUUAGGCUAUCUCAGCAUAUACCUUUCCGAUCAACUCGUGAAAGGAUUUACUACGGGAGCGGCAUUUCAUGUGUUCACCAGUCAGUUACGUUCAAUUUUUGGAUUACGAAAGCUGAAGGAAUAUUCUGGAGCAUUAAAGCUCGUUUAUGCAUACAUCGAUUUCUUUAAACUUAUCAAAGAAACCCACAUCCCAACUCUCGUCAUAUCCAUCAUUUGUCUGGUCAUCCUUUUAUCGGCGAAAUUUUUAAUUAACGAAAACAACUGGAUACAGUCACGGCUGCCCGUAAAAAUACCAUUUCCAUCGGAACUGGUUGUGGUUGUUUUCGGAGCUCUUGCAUCAUACCUUAUGAGCCUGGGUACUGCUUAUGGAGUGGAUAUUUUGGGUCACAUUCCUCUUGGGCUUCCGGCACCAAGGCUUCCUGACCUUUCGAUUCUUCCAGCUUUUGCGCUUGAUAGUUUUGCAAUAGCGAUUGUCAGCUUCGCCAUCACCUUAUCGUUGACUAAGCUGUUCUCGAAUAAAUACAAAUAUAGCAUCGAUGCCAAUCAAGAGUUGCGAGCAAUGGGGUUCAGCAACAUUUUUGCUGGCUUCUUCCAGUGUAUCCCGUCAACGGGAUCACUGGGACGAACAGCGGUGCAGACAUCCAUCGGAGGGAAAACACAGAUUGUCAGUGUCAUAUCCACAGUGUUCGUCCUGAUUGUCCUCUUAGCACUUGGGCGUCUACUGGAACCGCUGCCGAAAGCCUGUUUAGGAUGUGUGAUCGUCGUGGCCUUAAUUGGUUUACUCAAGCAGAUCAUGGAAUUAAGGAAACUUUCGCGAGUUUCUGCCAUCGAUACUUCGGUGUUUGUUGUGACCCUUGGCGGUGUGCUGUUGACGGACAUAGAUUUGGGUCUGGGCAUUGCUGUGGGGUGGAGUCUGUUGACCGUAGUAUUCCGCACCCAGAGACCGGACGUUUCUGUUCUUGGAAGAGCACUGGGCACGGAGAUCUACAAACGAAUCGAUGUGUACAAAUCGGCAGUGGAAGUUCCUGGCUGCAAGAUUAUUCGCUUUGAAGCGCCGCUCUAUUUUGCGAACUGCGAAUACUUCCUUGAUAAGAUUCACCAUAGCGCUAAAUUAGGCAAGUACAGAGCUCGUCCGUCGAAAAGGGAAGCGCGCAGCCGACAGGGCUCAACUGCCAGCUACAAGGGCUUCGUGGAGUCCGGCUCCACGAAUGAUCAUGACAUUGAAAUGCAUACCGUUUCCCACGCCACCACCCUGUACGACAAUCACCCCUCCCAGGACAUCCAGUACACUCCCUUCAGUGCACCGGAACGCGGCGGCCGGGUCGAUGCCGCCACGUUGACAAUGGACCUGGCUCCAGUUGAGCCGUUAACCCACCUAAUCGUCGACUGUUCUAGUGUAUGUUUCGUGGAUGUUAACGGAAUUGCGGCGAUUAAUCAGUUGGCGGCGGAGUGCAGCGAUGCAAAGAUAUCUUUAUUCCUCGCAUCCUGUAAAGCGAACAUGCGAGAAUCUUUGGCAUUAUCUGGAUUCACACCCCAGCUGAACGUUGAUCACAUAUUUGUUUCCAUUCACGACGCCAUCAUGCAAGCUGUCCAGGAACACGCUAUUUCAUAUCCUUCAUCGGAGCAUCUGCAAGACGACGAAGAAAACUCCAGUAAUAAUGAAACCGAUGAAGUUUUCGUCGCAACUGCAAACCAUCGAAAGAAAGCCAAGCCGAAAACUUCGUUGGUAGAAAUUCCUAAUUCGAGCGUCCAUGCGUCACGUUUGCAACGAUGGUACAGCGAACCGGCAUCGGAACCACUGCCUCAUCCUCAAGCCGGAAAUGGAACUACAGUCACUCGUGGUCACAAUCCUUGAUGAAACAAAAGUUGCUGAUCUAGGAAUAAAGUACUAGUCGGGUAUUUUGAACCAUGCAAAAUUAUUCAAACACAAUUUGCCGUUUGUAUUGACUUCGGCAUUCGUCUGUGAUGAAUGACGGUUAAGCUGUUCUAAUUGUCAACUGGAGACAUACAGUAUUCUGUUAUCAUUAAUGAUGAUCAUUAAACUUUCAAUUAUCAACAUUUAAUUUAGUUCUACUUAUCUAUUAAU
Molecule: messenger RNA, 2857 nt
Organism: Paramacrobiotus metropolitanus
Lineage: Eukaryota; Metazoa; Tardigrada; Eutardigrada; Parachela; Macrobiotidae
Product: solute carrier family 26 member 10-like
Exons: 18
Coding region: 53-2626 (857 amino acids)
Biological process (GO): transmembrane transport
Cellular component (GO): membrane
Molecular function (GO): chloride transmembrane transporter activity; sulfate transmembrane transporter activity; oxalate transmembrane transporter activity
Source: RefSeq, a predicted model, not a curated record